Messenger RNA from Ylistrum balloti, 1863 nucleotides. RefSeq names its product potassium voltage-gated channel protein Shaw-like. The transcript is spliced from 4 exons. Gene Ontology annotation, cellular component: membrane; voltage-gated potassium channel complex. Lineage: Eukaryota; Metazoa; Mollusca; Bivalvia; Pectinida; Pectinidae. The record is from RefSeq and is a predicted model, not a curated record. Gene Ontology annotation, biological process: potassium ion transmembrane transport; protein homooligomerization. Bases 1 to 1863 code for a protein of 620 amino acids. Gene Ontology annotation, molecular function: delayed rectifier potassium channel activity; protein binding.
AUGGAAUUUAUAAAGCGUGACAGGGAGACAUCGAAAAGUAAGAAGUCUGAUAAAAGAGUCAAAUUGAAUAUCGGCGGAGAAGUAUUCGAGUCCUGGAUUUCAACUUUAGAACGAAUCCCUGGGACUCGACUGGCCCUUUUAGCUCACCUUCAGGAGGCAGAUGAAUCCUGGGAUAAAGAGAGGGAUGAGUUCUUUUUUGACCGCCAUGCCGGAGCAUUUAUAUCUAUCCUUCACUAUUACCGGACAGAAGAGCUACAUGUGGACCAAAAUAUUUGUGGAAAUAUUAUCCGAGGGGAAUUGGACUUCUGGGGUCUUACAGAAUUGGAUAUUGAGCCUUGUUGUUGGGGUCACUACAGCAAGUUUAAGGAUCACAAAGAAACGCUGGCUGCACUGGACGACAAUUUCACCACUGAAAUGGACAUUGAUGCAUGGGGAGACAAGCCGACCAAUCUAAAUCGCUUCAAACGACAGAUGUGGCAGUUCAUGGAAGAGCCAGGAUCCACACGUGGAGCCAAGAUUUUUGCUUUCAUCUCCAUGUCUUUCGUCGUAUUGUCCAUUGGUAUAUUCACUAUGGAGACCUACACCUGGUUUCGGGUUCCUAUUACUGGGGCGGUCAAGAAAAACUCCUCUGCCAUGUCACUUACUUUAAACACUGUAGGGGACUACUGCGUCAAGACAGGAGGUGGGGAAGACGUUUACUCGUUCGCUGACACAAAACCUCAUCUGGUUAUGCAAAUUUUGGACUACGUUUGUGCUGCUUAUUUCACGGCAGAGUAUGUGUUCCGUUUAUUCUUUGCCCCAAGAAAGUUUGAGUUUCUACGACAGCCAUUAAAUGUGAUUGAUAUUCUUUGUUUGAUACCGCACCUCAUUGCGAUUAUUCUGGUAACCAUCGACCCAAACGAUAGCACGAGUCAGCUUUUCAAAUCAAUGCUAGCCUUGAGGACGGUAAGAAUUCUGAGAAUUUUCAAACUGAUGAAGCAUUACAGUGCUUUUAACAUCCUAGUAUACACGAUCAAAGUCAGCACAAAGGAAUUGCUGCUAAUGGUGAUAUUUCUUUUCACGGGAGUUUUGAUCUUUGCGAGUGUUAUUUUCUAUGUCGAAAGUGAUACGUUUGAAAAUAUACCCAUAGGAUUCUGGUGGGCGUUGGUUACCAUGACAACCGUAGGAUACGGAGAUAAGGUACCAAAGACAGUGGGGGGAUAUAUUAUCGGUUGUGGAUGUGUGCUCUGUGGGGUUCUCACGGUUGCUUUCACGGUGCCCAUUGUAGUGAAUAAUUUUACUCUUUACUAUUCACAUGCACAGUCAAGAAUUAAAUUACCAGCCCAUAAAAGGAAGGAAUUAAAAAGAAAAAUAUUUAUCAAGAACCAAAAGUCUUCAAAUUUUCUGGAUAAACUUCGGAAAAAGAAGAAAAAUAAAGAUUCACAUUUCUCUGAAAUUGACGCAAUCGAAAUAAAAAGAUCGCCACCAUGUGGUGAAGAAGCGGGAAAACUGAAUUCGACAAAUAUUGACUUAAGUGCGUCUCGUCAAACGUCACAUCUAGUCCACGAGAAUAAUAAAGAAACUGAUAGCUCUAGACAAGAAAGGAUUCACACCAUUUCAGAAAAAAUGGAUGACGGUAGUGCGACUUCAAUUACACCAGUUGAAAUAGACGUCAUAGAGAACGAGCAACACAAAAUCGAGACAACACAACUGCUGAAUGGCCUAAAGGAGACUAACCAACGCAUGAAAGAAGAGCGCAGGCGACAAUUAGAAGUACUUCGGACCAAACGCGAGCAGAAGAUGCUACAGAAAGAAGGCGGGAAAACACCUCGUGCAGCUCCCGCGCCCGCGGCAAGCAGUAGAAGACGAACAGAUAAUAGAUAA